Messenger RNA from Capsella rubella, 1447 nucleotides. RefSeq names its product hydroxyacylglutathione hydrolase 1, mitochondrial. Gene Ontology annotation, molecular function: hydroxyacylglutathione hydrolase activity; beta-lactamase activity; zinc ion binding. Bases 262 to 1263 code for a protein of 333 amino acids. NCBI's taxonomy places the organism in Eukaryota, Viridiplantae, Streptophyta, Magnoliopsida, Brassicales, Brassicaceae. The transcript has 8 exons. The record is from RefSeq and is a predicted model, not a curated record. Gene Ontology annotation, biological process: antibiotic catabolic process.
AAAAAUAAGAAAAAGAAAGAAAAAAAAGAGUUAAAAAAAGAAAAGAGAAAGCUGUCUAUAGCUCUGACGUUUUUUCCUGUCGAAGUCGCAGACUCGUCAUCACAGCUCAAACGAGAAAUUCUGGGUUUCUUUCUUCUCUACGCGCAUAAUCUUCUCAUCUCUAAAGGGUAGAACCCAAUCGUCUCCUCCUCGUUUCUAUCUGAAGAGAGAGAAGAAGAAGAGGGGGAUAUAUAUUUAUAUAUAUAGAGAGGGUUACAGAGGAUGCCAAUGAUCUCUAAAGCUUCAUCUACCACCACCACUACCAAUUCAUCGAUUCCUUCGUGUUCUAGGAUUGGAGGUCAGCUUUGCGUGUGGCCGGGUUUGAGACAACUUUGCCUCAGGAAAAGCUUACUAUACGGAGUAAUGUGGUUAUUAUCCAUGCCACUUAAAACAUUGCGCGGAGCUAGAAAAACCCUUAAAAUCACCCACUUUUGCAGCAUUUCCAACAUGCCUUCCUCAUUAAAAAUCGAACUGGUGCCAUGCAGUAAGGAAAACUAUGCUUAUCUUCUGCACGAUGAAGACACCGGCACAGUUGGAGUUGUUGAUCCUUCUGAGGCUGCACCUGUUAUAGAUGCAUUGACCAGAAAAAACUGGAAUUUAACUUACAUUUUGAAUACUCAUCAUCAUGAUGAUCACAUAGGGGGGAAUGCUGAAUUGAAAGAAAGGUAUGGCGCAAAGGUGAUUGGAUCAGCGUUGGAUAAGGAUCGGAUUCCUGAAAUUGACAUACUUCUGAAGGAUAGUGACACAUGGAUGUUUGCUGGCCAUGAGGUCCGGAUACUUGAUACUCCUGGCCACACACAAGGCCAUAUUAGCUUCUACUUUCCUGGGUCAGCGACAAUAUUCACAGGAGACCUAAUAUAUAGCUUAUCCUGUGGUACCCUUUCAGAAGGUACCCCUGAGCAGAUGCUUUCAUCACUCCAAAAGAUCGUGUCGUUACCAGAUGAUACAAAUAUAUACUGCGGCCGUGAAAACACAGCAGGCAAUUUAAAGUUUGCACUAUCUGUAGAACCAAAGAAUGAAACUCUUCAGUCCUAUGCAACCCGAGUUGCCCAUUUGCGCAGCCAGGGACUCCCAUCGAUUCCAACGACUGUUAAGGUGGAGAAAGCGUGUAACCCGUUCCUCAGAACAUCGAGCAAAGAUAUCCGUAAAUCAUUAAGCAUUCCAGACUCAGCAACAGAAGCUGAAGCACUGCGUCGGAUACACAGAGCCAGAGACCGUUUCUGAAAAAAACUUGGGCAUCUUUUUUAAUUGUAUAGAAAAUUUGCAAAUCAUCAUCAGCUGCAGAAAUGAAUAUGUUAUAUUGUUAUUAUAUGUUUUGGGCUUUCUUCAUUUCUCCAUUUGAAUCUGUAUUCAAAACAGAAAACAUCUAAAGAUUUAGUUGCUCAAUUAUUGAAAUUUUCAAGUGUAA